Messenger RNA from Theileria equi strain WA, 1311 nucleotides. RefSeq lists its product as hypothetical. The record is from RefSeq and is a predicted model, not a curated record. NCBI's taxonomy places the organism in Eukaryota, Apicomplexa, Aconoidasida, Piroplasmida, Theileriidae. Bases 1 to 1311 code for a protein of 436 amino acids. The transcript has a single exon.
AUGAUCUCAUUUAAGGAGUCCAUUGUAACCACAGAAUAUAAAUGUCUUAACGCUUAUUACACAUCAGAGAAUAUGAAUGAUAAGCCCUUGUUGUUAGAACUGCAAGAAGUAAAUCAGGAAACAUCAAAGCUUUAUACUCUUGGAAAUGAUGGUAAAUGGACGUCUUCAGAAUUUUCCAAAGAUGACCUUACUCAGGCACUCGAUCAGGAGAACUGUAUACGCAACAAUAUUGUUCUUGCUAAUGUGUCAAAUAAAGGAAACUAUUUCUGUAAAUGCGGGAAUAACCAUAGGGAGAUUCAUGUUAAACAGCAAUACAACAAUCUACCAAUUGGAUCCGAAUUGUAUGAACAUACUCUUCAAAGUACAGUGGGUAAAGAAAGUCAAAAAUCUUCUUUUAAUAGUCAUAGACUAAUGGAUUACAGUAAAGAUGUUACGUUGCCUGAAAUUUCAGUGAAAGAUACAAACAAGAUAUAUGUCUACUUUUGUGACAGGAACAAAAAUAUGCCAUUGCUUGUUUAUAUGGACAAUGGAUCUGAACAUGGAGGCACAUGGUUAAGAAAGAUUUAUGGAGACAAGACAUGGACAGAAGCUGACUCUGGUUCUUUGUCUGUAGAGAGUCCUAACGAUAGUGAUUCCAAGGAUAAAAUUGGGAAACUACUCCACGAAGUUGGAAAGGAACUCAACAUUGGAUGUGAACACACAGUUAAUAUUCCUACCUCUGUCGCUACUACUACACCGCCUCAUCCUGUACCUCCACCCCUUCCAGGUGCUGCAGGGUCCGGUACCGGUUCUAGUGGUGGAGGAUCUAGAUCUCCCAGUGGUGAUGUCAGUAAUAAUCAACCCUCAUCUCAACAAGAUGCCGGUGUUCCUGGACCUCAAGGUGCUAAUCCUCGUGCUUCUGGUCAACCUGGACUUAAAGAGCCUCAAGAUAGUGGAGUAAGAAGCCCUGGUGAAGGUGGGGAAGGGCCUACUGGUGAUCCGGGUAAAGCUCAAUCUGAAGACAAUGUUGGAAGACGAGAUGGAGGACAAAAAUCUAGUGGUGAUAGUUCAUCCGUUAGUUCCACUGAUAGUGAGUCAUCUGGGAGCAACCAAACAGAUAAAGAAACAUCAGAAACGGGUAGAGAUGGUCAAAGCGGAGCUGAUAAAACUGAUAUACAGAAGAUUGUUCAGAAGGCAGUUGCCUUCAUUACAAAUCACCCUACUGAAAUUGGUGGAGGUGUAGGAGCUACUGGAGGUCUCAUCGGUCUUGCUAUCUGGAAAGGACCUGCUAUAUUUAGCAAGAUACUUGCAAUCUUCAUUACUGCUGUAUAA